AUGGGAUGGAGGGUCCUCACGGCGAUCUUCUGCCUGGUCAUGGCGCCGGCAGACGUCAGGGCGCUUACCGGGAACCAGUACGACCUGCACGACGACCUCCGGAGCUGGACGUGCACCGCCGACGACCACGGGUGGAGCACCGGUGACGUGGUCCUCCUCAGCCACCUGGUCGACGGCGCUUGGACCAACGAGGGUGCUACCUGUGCUGCUCUCCCGCUGCUCAGUCGCUGCCCCGACGCCGCCGCUGUCCCCGAGAACGCCAGGGUGACGCAAGAGUAUAAAACGUCGGACGGCAGCUACACCUUUGGAGUGUACUACGAGUGUGCUUCUGGCUUCGCGUGGCUUUCAGGAGAAAGAGGGAGGCUGACACAGUGCAAGGAUCGCGCGUGGACUCACAUUUUGGAUAUCUGCACUGAAGAAUGUCCUGACUCACCGGUAAAAGAUUGUCUGGAUGUGCAUAAUCUUGGCUUCAGGGAAAGUAAAUUGUAUAGACUAGAGAGCGAUGCAGGCAUAUACAAGGUGAGUGCACGAAGACCUGUAUGCUACAAACUCGCACUCAUGGGCAGAUACCUUUGUAUAAGAAACAGAAGCAAAGUCAUAUAUUCCACACAAACACUGACAACAUAUGCUGGCAAAUACAAACAUACACUUGGGCCAUAUACGAGAUUCAAAGCGGAAUCAAGCACAUUCGAUAUCAAGUGGAAGGAUCGCGUGGUAUUUCCAAUUAGGUUCUAAUAGGCUGUACAGAAACCUCAGUUCACCAUUACCACUCAAAAUUCCAUCAUUCUUGUCUCCAAAGG
Molecule: messenger RNA, 800 nt
Organism: Penaeus monodon (black tiger shrimp)
Lineage: Eukaryota; Metazoa; Arthropoda; Malacostraca; Decapoda; Penaeidae
Exons: 4
Coding region: 1-735 (244 amino acids)
Source: RefSeq, a predicted model, not a curated record